Vicia faba (fava bean) is the source of this 582-nucleotide messenger RNA. The record is from the annotation of a GenBank genome assembly. NCBI's taxonomy places the organism in Eukaryota, Viridiplantae, Streptophyta, Magnoliopsida, Fabales, Fabaceae.
AUGAUUAUGGACGGCUUGGGAUCCAAUUGCACUGAAGAUAAAGAAUUAGUAUCCACUUGGAGUAAAUUAGUUCCCCUAAAGGUUUCGGUGUUGGCCUGGAGGCUAUGGCAAAAUAGAAUCCCAACUAAAGACAGUUUAAUCAAGAGAGGCAUUCUGGAAGAAUCUCAAAGUUUUUGUCCAUAUUUUUGCGGAAAAGAGGAAAGUGAGGAACACAUUUUCUUUGAAUGCCUGAUAGCUUUGGUAACUUGGAGCGAGAUCAUAAGAUGGCUGAAUUUCUCUUAUGUUUCACACAAUUCUGCUAUGUGGAGUUUUCUCCAUUUUGCAGGGUUGUGUAGCGGCGACAUAGUUAUGAAGGAGAGAUUUAGUGUCAUCUGGUUCGGCUACAUUUGGACAAUGUGGAGGAGAGGAAACGAGGAAAAUUUUAAAAGUUCAGAGGGACAUACAGAGGGAAAUUCAGUUUCAUAUUUAGAGGAUAUUCAGUUAACAUCUUGGAAAUGGCUUAAGAGUAAGGUUAUUGGCUUUAACCAUGCUCUUAUCCAAUGGAAUCUAAACCCGAAGGAGUGUUUGGGAUGGAGAAGUUGA